Molecule: messenger RNA, 1601 nt
Organism: Choloepus didactylus (southern two-toed sloth)
Lineage: Eukaryota; Metazoa; Chordata; Mammalia; Pilosa; Megalonychidae
Gene: MSI1
Product: musashi RNA binding protein 1
Cellular component (GO): cytoplasm
Molecular function (GO): RNA binding
Source: RefSeq, a predicted model, not a curated record
UGCCCCGCGCCGAGCGCCGCCGCCGCCGCCGCCGCCGCUCCGCUGCCCGCGCCGCCCGCGGCUCCCGAUGGAGACUGACGCGCCCCAGCCCGGCCUCGCCUCCCCGGACUCGCCGCACGACCCCUGCAAGAUGUUCAUCGGGGGACUCAGUUGGCAGACUACGCAGGAAGGGCUGCGCGAAUACUUCGGCCAGUUCGGGGAGGUGAAGGAGUGUCUGGUGAUGCGGGACCCUCUGACCAAGAGAUCCAGGGGUUUCGGCUUCGUCACUUUCAUGGACCAGGCGGGGGUGGAUAAAGUGCUGGCGCAAUCGCGGCACGAGCUCGACUCCAAAACAAUUGACCCCAAGGUGGCCUUCCCCAGGCGAGCACAGCCUAAGAUGGUGACUCGAACGAAGAAGAUCUUUGUGGGGGGGCUGUCGGUGAACACCACGGUGGAGGAUGUGAAGCAAUAUUUUGAGCAGUUCGGAAAGGUGGACGAUGCCAUGCUGAUGUUUGACAAAACCACCAACCGGCACAGAGGGUUUGGGUUUGUCACGUUUGAGAGCGAGGACAUUGUGGAGAAAGUGUGUGAAAUCCACUUCCAUGAAAUCAACAACAAAAUGGUGGAAUGUAAGAAAGCUCAGCCCAAAGAGGUGAUGUCACCGACGGGCUCGGCCCGGGGGAGGUCCCGAGUCAUGCCCUACGGGAUGGACGCCUUCAUGCUGGGCAUCGGCAUGCUGGGUUACCCAGGUUUCCAAGCCACGACCUACGCCAGUCGGAGUUACAGCGCCUCGCCCCCUGGCUACACCUACCAGUUCCCCGAAUUCCGUGUAGAGCGGACCCCUCUCCCGAGUGCCCCAGUCCUCCCCGAGCUUACAGCCAUUCCUCUCACUGCUUACGGACCCAUGGCGGCGGCGGCGGCGGCAGCAGCUGUGGUUCGAGGAACAGGCUCUCACCCCUGGACGAUGGCUCCGCCUCCAGGCUCGACUCCCAGCCGCACCGGGGGCUUCCUGGGCACCACCAGCCCAGGCCCCAUGGCCGAGCUCUACGGGGCGGCCAACCAGGACUCGGGGGUCAGCAGUUACAUCAGCGCCGCCAGCCCCGCCCCCAGCACCGGCUUCGGCCACAGUCUUGGGGGCCCCUUGAUCGCCACAGCUUUCACCAAUGGCUACCACUGAAGCAGGGGACAGUGGCAGGAGAGCCCCAACCUGCAGCUGACUGAGGACCACGAGUGAGCCAGCCGAGGGGGCAGGGACACCUCAGCCGCAGCCGCCGCCCUCCCCUCCCCAGCAGCGACUCGGACCCCGCUACUGCCUGCCCCCCACUCCCUGGGCCCCGGCCCCUGCCCUCGACAUCAUCUCGUGCCCCUACUAACCUCCCCAUUUUCCGCCCUUGCCCCAUGCCCCCUCUUCCCACACCCGCUUUUAUUUAUUUUUGGAUUAGCCGGUUGCCCCCCACCCAGUUUCCCCCUCUUGGGUCUGCACCUCUCCCUCCCUGCCGCGCCCCCCAUAGGAUCCCCCCAAGAAGGCUUUUUGUAUUUGUGCAUAGCUAGAGUGUGGGCAGAGGGAGCCUGCGAAGCCCUUAGCAGGCUGCAGCCCCAACCCUGGUUUUUUUAAUUCUGAU